GGUGUCAGCGUCAGGAUGAGCAGCACCCUAGGGUUGCCGGGACUGGGCAUGACAGGGAUGGAUGGAGGAGCACCCCAGAAAUGUCAGGGCUGGGGACAGAGGCACCCCAGGGCUGACCAGGAUGGGGUGAGGAACACCCCAGGGGUGUCGCGGCCAUGGGGAACACCGCCCGCUCCCUUUGCCGAGCGCCUUGCACCAGCCCCGUCCCACAGGGACUGUCCCGUCCCCUGGGGUCGCACAGCGGCAAUCCGCCAGCUCGUUCCCGACGGAGCGGCGGCUGCAUCCCCGUCCCCGUCCCCCGCCCCCGGGGCGGGCUCGUCAUCGUCCCGCCCCCACCCCGCUCCUUAUUACCGGGGCGGCUGGGGGCUUCUUCACUCUCUCUCGGUGCCGCUCGGCCGCUGCGGCGCGGUCAGCCCGACGUGCCGCACCAUGGGCAGCCAGGGCUCCAAGGCGGGGGGCAGCGCCCCACCGGCCGGCCACGCCGCCUCCACCGAGCCGGGCAAGGCAAACGGGCAGGAAAACGGCCAUUUGAGGGUGAACGGCGACACGACGGCCCGGACGGGCGGUGAAGCGGCGGUCCCGAAAGGGAACGGCUCGUCCGAGGCCCUCGAGUGCAGCGGGGACGCCAUCGAGCCUGUUCCCCCCGCCGAGGCGGGGGAUGCUCAGCCCGACGGGGCUGCGGCCGCCCCCCGGGACACCCCCAAGAAGAAGAAGAAGUUCUCGUUCAAGAAAUCACUCAAGCUGAGCGGGAUCUCCUUCAGGAGGAACAAGAAGGAAGCCGGGGACUCCGCGGGCUCCACUCCCUCGGAGGAGCAAGGCCAGGCCGGGGAGAGCGCAGGCAGCGCGGCCGCCGGGACGGAGCUCCCGGCUGCCCCCGGCGAAGCGGCGGCGCGGGGCGGACCCGCGGCGGGCACCGAGCCCGGGGGAAGCGGGGAGGAAAAGCAGCAGCAGCCAGGGGAGCUCCCCGGGGCCACAGCCGAGCCAGGGGAACCCUCAAAACCUGCGGGGCCUGAGCCUACAGCAACCGCGGCGGAGCAGGAGGUGGAGUAGAUCCCGCUUGGAAUGUCCCAACCCCGGGAGUGUCACGGACUCACUGCCUUCCCCCACACCUCCGUCCCACCCAAACUGACGCGGCUUUCCAAAACCAACCCCCUCCCAGGGUGAUUCUUUCCCAUCUCCGUUAGAGACCUGGUUUGGAUUCCCACCAGCGCCACUGCAGCUUGGAGUAGUUCUACCGGAAUCCUUCACGAUGGUGGAGAGAGAUUAUCCUGGACGUAACUGGAAUUUACAGUUUGUGAUCGCUGCUGGCUCCUGGCAGUCCUCGAAGCCUAAACUGUUCAGUGGAUCCUUUUUCUUCUCUCUUUCAGGUUUACAUUCCUGGUUCUGACUUUAAAUGAAAGUAUUUUGUGUUUUUUUUUUUUUUUUUUUCCCCUAGAAAUCAACGGGUUAAGAGCUAACCUUGUUAGGUUUUUAUAAUGGCUUACACUUGGCUUAAAACCACAAAGCUUGUAAGUCCCCUGUGUUUAAUUCUACUGUAGGGGUGUGGGGUGGGCUGGCAGGGACCUGCAGCUGUAAACUGUGAAGCACGUUGGGGUUCUCUGUAAAUAAUUACUUUUUUUUUUUAACGGCCAAAACACUUGAUUUGCAAUUUUCUAAAAAGAAGAAAAAAAAAAAAAGCUGUAUGGGCUUUCUUGUAACAUUUGAAAGGAAUAAAUGGUGACCCCUUCA
This is a messenger RNA of Pezoporus occidentalis (night parrot), 1728 nucleotides long. RefSeq names its product MARCKS like 1 (gene MARCKSL1). Gene Ontology annotation, cellular component: cytoplasm; plasma membrane. Gene Ontology annotation, molecular function: actin filament binding; calmodulin binding. NCBI's taxonomy places the organism in Eukaryota, Metazoa, Chordata, Aves, Psittaciformes, Psittacidae. Gene Ontology annotation, biological process: actin filament organization; central nervous system development. The record is from RefSeq and is a predicted model, not a curated record. The transcript is spliced from 2 exons. Bases 16 to 1050 code for a protein of 344 amino acids.